This is a messenger RNA of Angiostrongylus costaricensis, 336 nucleotides long. The record is from the annotation of a GenBank genome assembly. Lineage: Eukaryota; Metazoa; Nematoda; Chromadorea; Rhabditida; Metastrongylidae.
AUGGCGUUACAUCAUGAGCUUCUACCGGAGUUUGUAGCUGCGAUUCGGAUUCAUCCGGAAAUAUACGAUAAUCAACGAUCGAAGAAGGCCGAGAAGGCAUGGGAGGUGAUUGCCGAUCUAUUCGAAAUCACAGUGUCUGAUGCUAAACGACAAUGGUACGAAAUAGUCCGGAUACAUCGCAAUAUGUAUAUCGAUUUACCGGAUGACGCGUUUAAGGUUUUGGCACCGAAGGAGGAUCCACGAUGGAAUAUCGCCACCAGACAGACAGCCCUAACACUGGCUCAUUUUUUACAAAGCGAUCUGAAGUUUUUAUUUAAAUACGAGUCUUUUGUAUGA